GUGGACGCACGCCAGGCUGGAGGUGAGCUGCCUAUUUAAACACAGCAUCACAACAGCUCUGAGCUCAGAACCAAACAGUUCUCUGACUGAGACGCAUCACCUGUACUGAGAUAUAUUAAACAUAGCUGAAAGGAUUACAUUGCUUACAAUGGACUUUGACAAGACAGGCAACUUACGGUUUCUGAUCUCCUGCAUCCUCUUUAUAAUGUUACCUCAGUGGACCCCAGUAACAGGCUGGUCCUACCAUCACUCUAACGGCACCAUGGACUGGAAUACUGCUCGUCAGUGGUGUAGGGAUCACUUCACGGACAUGGUGGCCAUCCAGAACCACGGUGAAAUCAACCACCUCAACAGCUUCCUUCCCUUCGUGAGAGGAUACUACUGGAUUGGCAUUCGCAAGAUCAACAACAGCUGGACCUGGGUGGGCACUAACAAGAAGCUGACGGAGGAGGCUGAGAACUGGGCCGCAGGGGAGCCCAAUAACGGACAGAGCAAUGAGGACUGUGUGGAGAUCUACAUUAAGAGGGGAAAGGACGAGGGCAAAUGGAACGAUGAGUCCUGCACAAAGCUGAAGACUGCACUUUGCUACACUGCAUCCUGCAAGAAAGACUCCUGCAGCUACCACGGAGAAUGUGUGGAGACCAUCAACAACCACACGUGUGAAUGCUUUGAGGGCUUCUAUGGAAAAGAGUGCGAGCACGUUGUGAAAUGCCAAGCAGAGGAAAUUUCUGCUCCUGACCACGGCAGCGUCCACUGUGUUCACCCCAAUGGCAAUUUCUCGUAUGAGUCUCGGUGCGAGUACUCCUGCGAUGAGGGCUACCAGGCCGUUGGCUCACAAACAACACGGUGCGAAGCCUCAGCAGCUUGGUCAGCCAAACCGCCAACCUGUGAACUUGUCCAGUGCUCUGAUCUGACUGAGCCUCUUCACAGCUCUAUGCAGUGUGAGCAUCCGUUGGGAAGCUUCAGCUAUCAGUCCUCCUGUGAGUUUACCUGUGAGGAAGGAUACACACUAACAGGCUCAAGCUCCAGCAAGCUGAUGUGUGAAGCCAGUGGACACUGGAACGAUUCUCAGCCCAUCUGUGAAGCUGUUCAAUGUCCAACUCUUGAGGACCCUGCGAACGGCAGGAUCAACUGCAAUGGUGAUAGUUACGGCAGCAGCUGCAUCUUCAGCUGUAAUAAAGGGUUCCACCCUCAGGGGCCAAUAGAAAUUACCUGCACAGAAUCUGCAGAGUGGAGCCAGAACAUGCCUCACUGCGAAGUUGUCCAGUGCUCUGAUCUGACUGAGCCUCUUCACGGCACCAUGCAGUGUGAGCAUCCACUGCAAAGCUUUGGCUAUGAGUCCUCCUGUGAGUUUACCUGUGAAGACGGAUACACACUAACAGGCCCAAGCUCUGGCCAGCUGAUGUGUGAAGCCAGUGGACACUGGAACGACUCUCAGCCCUCCUGUGAACCUGUUCGUUGUCCAACUCUUGAGGACCCUGCGAACGGCAGAAUCGACUGCAGUGGUGAUAGUUACGGCAGCAGCUGCAUCUUCAGCUGUAAUGAUGGGUUCCAACUUCAGGGGGCACCAGAAAUUACCUGCACUGUGUCUGCACAGUGGAGCGAGGAGGUACCUUACUGUGAAGCUAUCAGAUGCAAGCUGCCAGAUGUGCAGGCUCCCCUAACAUUUGGAUGCAGCGGAAGCUCAGACGACCUCACAGUCAACUCAACCUGCUACUUCAGCUGUGAGGCAGGCUUUGAGCUCCAGGGGGCAGCGAGUACUGAGUGCACAGUGACAGGAGAAUGGAGCACAGCCACCCCAAGCUGCACAGCAGUGAUGUGUCCGAACCUCCAGAAGCCGGACAAUGGCCUCAUGACCUGUUCCUCUGAGGAGGUCACCGUCGGCACUUCCUGUUCCUUCAGCUGUUUGAAAGGCUACAGUCUGCUCGGCGAUGAGGUGGUGACAUGCAACCUCACCGGCAACUGGUCUGGAGCGGCAGCUGAGUGCCAAGCUCCUCCUGAGCCCCUGUUGAGUCCACCCUUGGUGACCGGCCUGACCCUAGCAGGAGGCGUUAGUGUGUCCAGCCUCGCUCUGGCUCUCUGGAUAAUGAAGAAACUCAGGCAGAAAGCUGAAAAGUUUGACGUAAGUAACUCGGACAUCGAUGUGCCCUCCCAAGUAUACAAGAGCAUCGACAGUCUAAUAUAGAGAAACUGUGGCUACAAACUACACUAAAGGGCUCUACUUGCGUUGCCCCGGUCAGUCCUGCAUGGACGUCCUCUUCAGAGAAUGAAGAAAUGAAUAAAAGAGUGAACACAUCGAGGUUGAUCCUCGAUCCUCUGUACUGCACUUAAAUGAAUAGACUGUACAGGACGUCACUAAUUAUUUAAAAUACUGUCUUCUUCCUAAUGGAAGUAUAUAUUUUCUAAUGUAUUGAACAUAUUGUUCUGUAUUGUUUGUGAGUAGAUGCAUGAAUCUUGAGAUGUAUGACAAGUUAUGUAUUUGUUUUAGGGACUUUUUUAUGUUUCUGAAUAUAUUUAUGACGGUUACCACGACUACUGUAUCUUAUCCUGAGAACUGUGAUGUAUUUAUUUGGUUCAGAAAACUAAGCUAAUGUGAUUCAGCCAUUUAAAAGCGCACAUUGUCAGUAUUGACUAGUGAUUUCUAAAUGGCAAAAAAGCAGCUCACAACAAGCGUCAGACAUUAUUAAAAUGUGGGUGAGUGAAAUAUUAUUUAUAUAAUGUUUUAAUGUAUGUUUUUAUAUGUAUUUCGUAGUUAGUAUUUCAGAUAUGCCUCACUGAAUGCACAUUGUUUAUUUUUUGUGUUAUGCAAUACUGAAGUUGAUGCCGAUGUAUGAAUUUAUUUUCAAAAAUUAAAUAAAACAUCUGUACACCAAA
Colossoma macropomum (tambaqui) is the source of this 2874-nucleotide messenger RNA. Its product is annotated as E-selectin-like. The record is from RefSeq and is a predicted model, not a curated record. Gene Ontology annotation, cellular component: membrane. Gene Ontology annotation, biological process: negative regulation of complement activation, classical pathway; cell adhesion. The coding region runs from base 149 to 2185 and encodes 678 amino acids. NCBI's taxonomy places the organism in Eukaryota, Metazoa, Chordata, Actinopteri, Characiformes, Serrasalmidae. The transcript is spliced from 15 exons.